Xylona heveae TC161 is the source of this 831-nucleotide messenger RNA. RefSeq lists its product as hypothetical. Bases 1 to 831 code for a protein of 276 amino acids. The record is from RefSeq and is a predicted model, not a curated record. The transcript is spliced from 2 exons. NCBI's taxonomy places the organism in Eukaryota, Fungi, Ascomycota, Xylonomycetes, Xylonales, Xylonaceae. Gene Ontology annotation, biological process: regulation of transcription by RNA polymerase II. Gene Ontology annotation, cellular component: nucleus.
AUGCUGGCUCCGGUUGGCUCUCCCAGUUCUACUAGCUCUCACGAGACAGGACUAGAGGAGUAUCAUUAUACAAGAAAAGUCUCAUCUCCCAACAGCCUUACCUCACAUAGUUCGCCACCGCUGAGUGAUCAGUUACCCAGUACUCUACCAAUGUUGCGAGCACGUCUCCGAGAUCCUCCUCGUGACAGCCAUGGCAGGAUAUACUGCUGCCACCGAGAUUGUGAUCCAAAUCCUCCCGUCUUCAAGCGAAGAUGUGAAUGGAAUAAGCAUAUGGACAAGCAUGAGAGACCGUAUCGAUGCCUUGACCCUGCAUGUGCUAAGCUGUCAGGGUUCACUUAUUCCGGAGGACUUUUGAGGCAUGAGCGCGAAGUCCAUCGUAAGCACGGAGGACCUCGAGAUCCGCUCAUGUGUCCGUUUCGAGAUUGUAAGCGGAGCUCUGGUGCUGGAUUCAGUCGCAAGGAGAACCUCAAGGAGCAUCUUCGACGUGUCCAUUGUACCAAUCCUAUUGCUCGACUGGAAGACGACGAGCAGCAGCUUGACCUUCUCAAGGGAGAACUGAUGAUCCGGAAGCGAAAGAGGGCAGCAAUCGAUCGCAACGACGCUUAUACAGAUGACAUCCUCUCCCAAGCUGCCGAACUCCGCGAGGAAGUCAAGCGACUCAAGCUCGAAGGCGCCGAAAAAGAUGAGCGGCUUCGUCGACUCGAGUAUAAAGCUGCCAAUUCCAAGGAAAAGGAUGAACGUCUUCGGCUUUUGGAGGAUGCAGUCGCUGCGCUGGAACGAGAUCGUCGCCCUUUCCAGCCUCUUAUUCCUCGAUCCGAACAGAUUGUCUGA